UUAUCUGACGCAACAGUUUCCGGUGUGGAAAGUCAAAGAACGAAGCGGUGUAGUUGAGACGAUCAUAACAGAGAAUCUUUGACCCGAAGUUUGACAUUGGUAGAAUAUAUAAUCCUAAAAGCAUGGCUUCUCUGAAUUUGAACGCGUUAAAGCAGAUAAUGAGAGCGAUGGUAGACAACCCGGGCUUCGACAGAGUCCUGAGCAAGGUGGACGUUGUGUCAGCCACCCCGGGUAAGGUGGUGUGUGGGAUGCGGGUGGAAGAGGAGCACACUAACCGGGGAGGGACGCUGCACGGCGGGCUGACAGCCACCCUGGUCGAUGUCAUCUCCACCAUGGCCAUCAUGUACAGCGAGAGGGGAGCACCAGGAGUCAGUGUGGAUAUGAACAUAACGUACAUGAACGCUGCGAAGAUGGGAGAGGACGUACUCAUCACUGCUCAGGUCCUGAAGCAAGGACGGUCACUGGCGUUUGCCACCGUAGACCUCACCAACAAGGCAACGGGGAAGAUCAUUGCUCAAGGGAGACACACCAAACACCUUGGCAGCAGCUAAACUUCUCUUCUUCUCACAAUUGUCAUCCUCUACUGAGUGAAAAUGUAAAGCAGCGUGUUUGUACAGUUUGCUAAAACACAUUUUGUAAAUGUAGAAGUUGUAACAGGGGUAGGCACCACAACUCCAUAACCGUCCUCAUUGCUGGUUACUUAAUGACUCGUGUUGUUAAGGCUGUUACAUAUUUAUCAUGAACAGAGACUGAUUUAAGGUCAGAGGCCUUAUCCAACUACUGUAUCAAUGAUUUAUGCAAAUGCAAUAAACAAAUGGACAAAGAGUUCUGCUUUCAGAAUUUGCACUGUAUUGGGAUAUGCUCAGCAGUAUUGAUUUGAGAACCAACAGAAAAAAUAACCCUUAAACCCUUUCAACUGAACACACUGAAUCAACAAGGAGCAAAAUUACAUGUGCUAUGUGCUUUGUUUUUUUUUUUUUUUGUUUUUUUUUUUUUGUUUUUUUGUCAAGCAAGCCUGCAAAACCCAAUUUUAAUUUGAUGAGUAUGGCAGCAAAUUAUCUUCAUUUUAGUAGGUCAAAUUAAACAAAUCAGUUAGCUCUCAGCGUAUUUUGUUAGGCAUGUUAAUCAUUAAAUCUCACCGUUUCAGAUUCUCACCAACCCACAUCCCAAAGAAAACAAAACAUAAAACAUCAGAUUUCAGUAGCUUAAAUGAAUAGUGCAUGAACGGCUUGAACGGUGAAAAUGACCUCCAACAUCUACUCAACAUGUCUCAACUUUGUGUACAAUGCCUUCAAGUCACUCAAGGUUUUUAGCAAAGGCCUGCCUAGCAUGUUUCAGAAGAAAGCAAAUGACACCAAAACAUCUUUAAACAUCCAGCAAAAUAACUAAGGCGGUUUAUAAGAAGCAAUACCUACACCAUAUGAUUUGACAAAUACUGUUCAUCUUGUUAUCCUUGCCUACACAGGUGUAUAAACACCUGUUCACAUCUGUCCUUGGUCAAAAGAUUGUGUAAAGUUGUUCUAGAAACCCCAUUGACAUUACAAACAAGCUUUAACAAUCCUUUCUUAUGACAACAAGGGUAUAAAACACGUCCAUCUGAGAACCACCGUGAAGACCUGUGUAUUGUUUGUUCUUGUUUUGAUGCAACAUAAAGAGUUCCUUCAAUGACCGGUGCUGCUGACAGUGCGGCUCCAAGAGAACAACCAACCACUCAAAAUCAAUGUUCGUGCAGGUUCAAAUGAACGAAAAUGGGUGAGUGAGGAGGAGGGAAUGGAGAGGAAGUAAACUAAAAAAAAAAAAAAAA
This is a messenger RNA of Mugil cephalus (flathead mullet), 1804 nucleotides long. It is a transcript of the gene acot13, whose product is annotated as acyl-CoA thioesterase 13. Gene Ontology annotation, molecular function: fatty acyl-CoA hydrolase activity. The coding region runs from base 123 to 551 and encodes 142 amino acids. The transcript has 3 exons. NCBI's taxonomy places the organism in Eukaryota, Metazoa, Chordata, Actinopteri, Mugiliformes, Mugilidae. The record is from RefSeq and is a predicted model, not a curated record.